This is a messenger RNA of Pocillopora meandrina, 8178 nucleotides long. NCBI's taxonomy places the organism in Eukaryota, Metazoa, Cnidaria, Anthozoa, Scleractinia, Pocilloporidae. The record is from the annotation of a GenBank genome assembly.
GUCUCAGAGAGAAAAAUUUGCUGUUCAUUUCCGCUCAUACUAACAGUCUUGUUUACAAAUGUCUGAAUUGGAGUCAGUUGUCAGCAGAGGAGAUCUUUAGGAGAAUCUUUGGAUGUUAAAUACGAAAGUAACAGCCGUGUCUAAAUAACAAAGAUUUCAUUGAUUGUUCUGUCACAAAUUGAGGCCGCGCUCGGUUCGAAUUUUCUCACACGCAUAGUGCCACGUUCAAGGAACACGAAUAUUUAUUUCGACCUCGUAUGAUUCUCGCAAGAUUUCAAGACGUUUUGCGGCUCCGUUUGAAUCUUCAUCUACGUGGUCAAUUCUCAAUGCGUCGGAUCGCUUAUGCGGGCAACAGAAGUGGGAGUCCUCUUGGCAUGGAGUAGAAGCCGUCGACAGUUGUUUAACUACAAGGAACUCGUAAUUCGGGUCCCUGUUUCGUUGUGUCUCCUAGUUUUCUUAAUGCCUUUCACUCGGACUGCAAUAUCGGGUGUUGACGGAGAGAUCGAUAGCAAGUAUCGCCGUUGUUGCGGAAUGCCACUAAAUACCUCUUCGAAAUGCUGGACUGAAGCAGCUUGUAUUUGUGUGGAUUGUGAGAACCGCGCGGAAGAUACCUCAUACGGCAUGGAAUUUUGUUCGUCUUUUCCUUUGAAUGGAAUUUUGAAAAACAGAACUAUUUGCCAAGAGUGGCAAAGCAUAAGCUUACUACAAAAGAAGGACAAAGAGGCUGAAAGAAACUACAAAAAUUUUGAAGGAAUUUUACAGCGUAUCGAUUGUGGGGAAAACUGGGAAACGUACACAUACUCUACAGCAUCAACAUGCCGCGGCUGUCUGGUAAGUAAUUUAAACGCACAAAUUUACAUUAUGUCCUUUUAAUGAAGGACGCAAACGCUAAAUGUUUGCAGUUCUUCGUGUAUUUGUCGCAGUCCAUUGUACGCUUUAUAGGUUAACCUGCUUCAGGACUUCAGCGAUCGUUUUUAUUUCAUUACCCCGUGUCCGAUCACGCCGGUUAUAACACCAUAAUGUGAAAAUAACUUUGUCAAACCCUUAUUCGCCGCACUGGGCCACUUAGUUUACGACGAUUGAAAAGAUUUUUUUUUUCUCACUCCUUGAAUUAAUCAAAUUCUCUGUUAAGAAAUUAGAAAGAACAGCGGAGCACUGCUUUUGUUUAUAAGGUUUUAUUAUCAUUCGGUUGUUUUGAUGGUGAACACAGAGCGUGAAAAAUCACUGCGACCUUCGUUCGUGACGUCUUCUUUCGGUUCCAUAAUUUAGGCACGCUCCUUAAAGAGGUUUGAGGUUUGAGGUCUGUGAAUGGAGGCAAAAGGAAUUAAAACGGACAAGGCGCUAUUUGUGCAUUUACGUUUGUACCUCCUUUAUUCAAAAAGUCUCAAGCAGGUGGAAGGAAAUUCAGAACCUCCCUGCUGCUACAAAUCACGUCGUAUUCACGUUUGAAGCUGUUUUUACGUCGAGUAAAGUACCACAAAAUGAGGAAAGUAAAUAUAUUUUUUAAUUGUUCCGGCAAAUCGUUUUUCCUCGAUGUAUUUGAACCAAACAACGACGAAAUCACAUUUAUUGCAUUUCAUGUUGAAAAGGCCAAUAAUCGACCACAAUUUAGAAACGAUAAUUUUACGUUUUUUCAAUGAACUCUUUUUUUAUUUUCAUUCGUGACUCAAGCGUUCGCGCAGUUUUAACCGCGCAGCUGACAUGAAUUGGCUUCCUCGUCUCAAACAAAAAAAAGACAUUCCCCAUGAUCACUCUUGAAUAGAAUAGGAUUAAAGAAAUGUCACAAUCGCGGCCUAAAGACUGUUUAACUGCAUCAACAAUCUCUAAGUACUAUCGCUUCUAAUACUGUUUUAACCUUCACAUUGUCUGCCGUCUUUGAAGAACCGCAAGGUCUACACACACAAAGGAAAAAUAUCCGUGUCAAUAAAUUCGCUCCUCUUCAACGGCAAACAGAUGCACAGCGCAUUUCUCAAAGACAGGUUAUUUCCAUAAAAAAUAUUGCUAUUCGAGAAUGCAAAAUACGCGGGACUAAUAGUACACCCUGCUGUGAAGAGCGCUCUUUUGUUGUACAACAAAAUAUUUUAUCUCUUGUGUUUGAUAUCCUCGCCAAAAAAAAUUUUCCUCGGUAAAUGUUUAUCAACUUAAACCAUUUUUAGGAGACUUAGCAUAAAACGCUUCUCCUCUUUUCUUUUCCUAAUUUUCGCCCCAGCAAUCAGGUGAAGUACAAUGUUUACAGUGUUUGGCGUGCGUCAGAUAUUCAGGGUAGAAACUCAAACGUGUGCAGGUUGUAUUUGAAGAAGCAACAAUGUUGUGUUUGCAUUUAAUCUUCUGGCGUUCAGAUCAUUGUUUGGAUUCGAGGAGCAAUCAGAGUUACGAUGUUUGAAAUUUCAGCUUAGUCGCGUCAGUGUCUUUAAAGGUUAUCGAUUUUUCUUGACGGGGUUAUACACUGUAAAUAUUUUUUUUUUGCGGAUUUCCUCGAUAAUAUUUGUACCUUAGAUUUAGCACUGGUUUGCAAAUUUUCCGUAUUUGUCAAACUAUUAGAGACAAGCUGUCAAACAUUAAAAUUUUGAUAGGAUAUUAUGACGAAGUGCUAUUUUCUCCUAACAUCAGGUAAAUGAAAUUUAAGUGUCUUUGUUUAUGCUGUCUUCCAUUAAGCUUUCACCAAAUUCUCCUAAAGUGAGAUGAAAGGAAAUCUGAUUAUUUAGGGAAAAAAAACGAAAAAAGAUAACACAUUUGUAACAGUUAAUUCAGAGUUUAGUAUGUCACAAUAUAUACUUUUUAUUCAGUAUAUUUGUAACUUGAGAGAUUUGAGAUUGUCAAAUUCGUGUAGCACACUUUUGCUUUCCACCUAGGGAGAGUCUUUCAUUAAUUACCCCGGUAACAUGAGUUUUUUUUAUUUCAUUUGAAAAUUGAAAAUUUUGGCAUCCAUGGGGUGCAGAAGUGAUAAAUCCAUUUUAAGAUUGAAACCUCUUUAAAUUCACUUGAUUUAAACCUUAAACCACUCAGAGCCACCCACCUCAUUUAAAUGAGUGGAGUCCUAAUUUCAAAUACAAAAUUACUCUUGUCUUCACCUGCCUUCUCCAUCAGAAAAAAAGUACAAUAUUGUAAUUUUAAUUCGCUAGUUUAAGGAGCACUAAAACACAAAUAUUAUUUCUCAAGUAAACCUUUCAAUUUUACAAUCCUUUUCUGCUUCAGAAAAAAAAAUCAUUGUGUUAUGCUAAUGAUUAUGAGAUGAUAAUCUUAUCUUGAACAAAGAUCCAAUUUUAUGGCUUUCCCUUUAACAAAAAUUUAAAUAUUCUCAAAAUUCAUGGUGUAUAGUGUCAAUAGUCUCAACUUUCUGUACCAAAAGUACAUGUACAAUGGUUGCUUUAUUUGUUUGUAUAGUUUCCUCUCAAAGCUUUGCAGAGGAUUCUAAUAAACUCCUCUUUGGGUGAAAUAAAUAGAGGUAAGAUGCGUGUAUAGAGUACAUGCAUUUUAGCCAUUAAAUUUCAAUGUACAAGAGCCCAUGGAGAAAAGAUUGUUCUAACAAUGUCAUCAAGAAAAAAAUUGCAGCGUCCUGUAAUUCUUAAAACAAAAAGCUGCCAUUCUGGUGUAAGGAUAAGCUAUUUACAAUUAAAAAUUUAAAACCAUAUUUAUAAUAGUGAUUGCUAUUGUGAUAUAGAGCCUGUAUACUUAAUUUCAUACUUGUCUAUCAGUGAGGAGUUUAUGUUCAGCUUUAAUGGCUUCUAAAGGUUUAAGGGCAAAUAUUUAAACAUCUGUUUUGAUUUGAUUUAAGUUAUGUUCAGCCUUUUAUUUUUUUUGGCCAACUAUAUUGUAUUACUGAACCCCCAGGUUGCUUGUUCCAUUAUGUUAAUUGUCAUGUACUAAGGUUUUACUUUAAAUUGGGAAAUAUUUAUAAACACAGGUUCAGAAAAUUAUUUCAAAAUGUACAAGGUAAAAAUACUACUCUUUCCUCAAUCUUUAUUUUUUCCUUGUUCCAGAAAAAGUGUUGUUAUUCUUAAAUAGAGAAAAUUCCCAUUCAACUUGAGUUAUUUUAAUCUGAAUUUCAUUUUUGCGUGACAUAAAAAUUGAUGUACAUAGAUUUGUUUUUUUUUAAGCUACAGUACAUGUUCUUUCUAUGCUAAGUAAUUUUUUUUUUACCAUGAAGUAAUAUUUAAUAAUGGUAAUAACUAUCAUGAUGAUGGUGCAGAUUUUGAAAAUGAUCACUAUAAGGAUGUUUGAAAUUUAUUUUAAAAUGAAGGAUGAAAUUAUUCAGUGAUUUACAAAGUAUCACAAAAAUCUGAGUUCUGUGUUAGGCCUCUUGGAAUUUUUUAGCUGAUGUUGGUGAGAGAAUUACACUCAUGUACAAUGUAAACAAACCAAAUGAAUUGUAAAGUAAUUAAUACAGUAAAUGAGAUUGAUCACGAAGAGUGUAUGCUUUAACUGCACAGAUAAAAUGAAAGGAGAAAUUAUUUCCACUGUUAUACAUAAAGUUCAUAUGGUAUUAUAUAGAUUGAAGAGACAUUGAAUAAUUUUUUUAUACUUUCUUAUUUUGUGAUAAUAAUAAUAAUGAUGACAAUGAGAUUAACAAUAAUUUUCUGUAUUGUCCACCCAUGCUAUUCCAAGUGAUUCAAAUUAUAUUUCCUUUGGAAAAAUGGUUCUAUUGGACAAUUUAGUCAAAGAUAUGUUUAUUAAGUCAACAGAUGGAAAAAGAAUUAUUUUCUUUUUUCAGCAUCACACUGUAUGAUUUUAAACACAGUCUUCAGCUUUUAUCAUAACUGGUCCAUUGAUUAACCAUCAACACCCUCACAUCAGUAUGCAAGUUUUCCAUACUGUUCUCUUUACAUUUCUUAUAGUAAUUACAAGUAGAAUUUCUCUAACAAAUUUAGAGGAUCUUGAGUUUGCGAUCAUUUCCUAUAUUCUCAUAACCUUACUGUUUGAUUCAGGGAUGAUGCUGUUGGAAGAAGUUAGAUGCUUAUCACUGUCAGGGUUAAAAGUUAGAAAUAUGUGAGCCAGGAUUUUAAUUACUCUUGGAAAAGAAUGUCUUUUAAAAUCAUCUAAAUUGAUGUGUCAGUUACAAUUAUGGGUUGCAGUGGAAGAUUUGCAAGAUCUUUGCAUAUGUGUAGGGCAUUAAUUACCACAGAAAGAUGCAGGACUAAAUCGUUGUAUUCUGGAAAAUUGAAUUGACAGUGUGAGAGAUCAAAAGCCAUUAAAAGCUCUACUAAACUGUGAAACAUUGGAUAGAAAUUAGUGUCAGAAACUAGAGAGUUAGUGCACAAUACUAAUUUGAUCAUUAUUCCCACAGGAAGCCUACAAGAACUGGAUUUGCUACACAAAAAUAUCUGAAGCUAUUGAUGAAAUUGAAGAUCAUUACAAGACCCACAAGAGAAAGCAAUGUUUGAAGUUUUGUGAGACUGUGUUACAGAAGUGCCCUUAUCUUCCACCAAACCCACCAGGUGAUGAAGACUUGGUGCAAGUAGGAUAUUCAGCUUUUAACUGCUAUAGUGCUGAAGGUUUGUAUUACACACUGUGUUUAUAAAGGAGAAUGAUCACAGUCUAUGGAGUUAGUUUAAGUAUUCUCUGUGUGGAUGUUUGGCAAAAUCUGGACAGAGAAGUUUAAAUGGUUUAAUCCCUGAACAUACCCUGUUAAGGUCUGAAAUGAAAGUAGACUGUGUUACUAAAGGCCAAAAAAAAUGAUUGGGCCAGGGUGUGAUCCAGAAUGUAGUCCAGAUAGAAGAGCACUAAGCAAUCUACCGAGCAUACGUGGCUUUUCCCUUUUAUCACCAAUGUAUUUUUGGAUUAAAUAUUUAUGAUAUGCUGUUACUGUUAGUAACAACUGUUCUUUUCCUUUUUAACAGAAUUGAUUGAAGGGAAUGGGAAUGAUGAAGAUUGCCAAUUAAGUUAUUUCAAUCCAAUGGAAAAAUGCAAGCAGAGCACAAGACUUCUUCAAUCAAUAGCUACUACAGUAACCCCAAGGACAGUAUCAGCCAGUAACUCAAUAUCAAACUCUACAAGUAAUGAUCGUAGAUAAUAUUGGCUUUAGAUUCUCUGAUUACAAUACUUUCCUCUGUGAAAACUUUUGUUAUGUAAAUUUUUUUAAGAUUCAGGGAUUGGUAACCAUUGUGUGCUAUAACUAUGUAGCCAAAAACACUGUUAGAAAAAUUUUCCUCAAAUAUAUGAUAUGAGGCAAUUACAGUACUGCAUAAAUUGAGACUCUAGAUUAGGUAUUGAUCCUAAGAAGAAAAUUACUCUUGAAAAAAUGUUACAACUGCUCUGAACUUGGCUUAUGCUACUCUUUACUGAACAUGUAUAUUAGGGACUGACUCCCAAUGUCGGCACCAAUAUUUUUAUAUUUAGACACAUAUUUUGAAAGAUAGCUCUGAUGUUUAUGAAAGGGAAGAUCUGUGACCAAGCCUUCAGGCAAGAAUAAUUUGGUAGAUCUCAUCUUAGCUGCUAAAAGGUUUAGAAGGUAUAGAAGAUGAAAUAUUUUCUUUGUACACUGUUCCACUAAAACAAGAGAUGUAAAUAUUCAUGUUAACAAGCUUUGUUAACGUUUUAAUCUAUAAGGACAAAUGUCAUUAGGUUUCCACAUUUUUUGUCAUUUUAGUUUGUUUUUCAAAAGAUUUGUUUUUAUUUAUGCCAUAUGGAUGUACCCUCUGGGCUUUAUACAAAUCAUAUGCUUAGAACCCUUGAGCUCUGCAACACAGUACUGCUAUUAACACUUUCACUUCCAUGAGUGACCAAGAUAGAAUUUCUCUUUAGUAUAUCUAUACAAUAUCCUACAGACAAGUGAUGAGAAUAAGAAAAAUGUCAAUUAUGGGAUUACAAAUUGAUCCAAUACCAAAUUCUCCAAACUAACAUAAUGAGAAUUGUUUGGCAGACAGUAAGGAGAAUUACUAAUGAGAUCGUGGGAGUUAAAGGGUUAAAAUUGUUUGAAUUAUUCUUCACUCACUUUAAAAUGAAGGGGCACUAUGAAAUGGGAUUAAAUAUGGGGGAAAUUUCAUCUAAAUUGGUGAAACAACUUAUCUGGCAAGAGCUUAAGGAGAUGGAAACAUACAGUUUGUGCCAUUUUUUAAAUUAAGUGACAGAAUGAUUUUUAGCAUUGAUAUUAUUAUAACAAAGAAUUUGCAAUCAUCUAAAAUUUUAUUUAUUUAUUUCAUCUCACACAAGCAAACAGUAAUUAACAGAAAUUAACAUUAAGGCAAAUUAUUUCAAUGGUAUUCCACUUCAUUUUCUGCGCUUAUCUUUGAAAAACAUUUAUGGAAAUUCACUAAUUCAAAUUGAAUUGAUUUCUUUAACUCAUGUAUUAUAAAAUAAUUAUUCUGAACUGUAAACAGAUGAUAUAUAAGUCUUGAAUAUUUGGUGUAAUAGUUAUAGGGGGUUAAGUUAAAGACUUUCCAGAGCACUUACAUGGUGAAGAGUAGUCCAUUUUACAGUUGCAUGCUUGGUUGCCAAGCCUUUGAACAGGAGUGAGGCUAAGGGUGACCUUGUUAUGAUACAAAUGUUGUUGCUUUUGAAAUGUGAAUUACUUUGUUAUCGUUCUAACUGGAUACUGGCCUCUAUCACAACAAGAUCACCUUCAGCUUCACUCCAAAUCAAAGGCUUGGCAACUAAGUAUAUAACUCUAAAAUGAACUAUUUAGAAGAUUUUAUUGUGACUGGAGCAGGCACUUUAACUGAAGCCUGUCAUCUGCAGUCUAGCACUGCCUAUGUGCCAGUUCUCAUGAAUGGGUUUUGCCUUACAGCCUCUUUUUGUUUUCUCCAUUGGUGGUUGCUAAUGGAAAAAGUUAUUGAACUCUUGGAUUGCAGAGUGCUGAAUCAACGUAAUUGUACCAGAAUUGACCAGUUAAUAAAAUAUAUUUUAUACAUAAUAUAUACCAAAUUAUACAUAUUUCUGAAACAAAAAAGCUUCUCUCUGAAUUUGUAGCUUGGAAAUUUGGUUUGCUGUGCAAAUCAAGCAUUUUGCUAUUAGGUAAUUUAAUGACACAUUUUAAAGUAUCUACUGAAUUCUGAUAUGAAGAAUGUAGGGGAUCAUAUUCUGUCUCUAAAAUAAGCCCUGCAUAGUGUUGCUGUUUCUUCAUUGCAUUCAUUGAUGACAGUAUUGUAGGAGUAGUGUGCAGUUGUAGGUUUCAAAAUUCUAAUAUAGUAUGUAAGCUUGUAACAUUGCUUAGAAAUACAAAGUUUACCAACAUCAGCCAGC